Messenger RNA from Porites evermanni, 3678 nucleotides. The record is from the annotation of a GenBank genome assembly. Lineage: Eukaryota; Metazoa; Cnidaria; Anthozoa; Scleractinia; Poritidae.
UUACUAAUCAGGAACUUACAUUUGGGGCCAUUACUUUCAUCCAAGUUCCAUACCAGUACAGACCACUCUGCUACUUUCUCAGUUACAAGAGAAAUAUGGGGAAAGACUGAUGCUGAAAUUGAAGAGGAAAAAGGAAUCCCUGAACCACCAAGAGAGGUAACCCUCUAUAACAUUACAAGGGCAAUAAAUGGUCUGGGUUUUUCAUCUGGGAGUGCUUCUGAAGCAAAGUUUUUUUUUUGGAAAAGACAAUAACUUGAUAUGGUAAUGUUUCAUGGUCAGAACAACUUGUCUGAAAGCAAUUUACCGGUAAGUAAAAUUAAUUUACUGAAAAAAAAAAACAGAAAAUACUGUCUUUUCAUUUACUAAUGCUCUUCAAGAGAAUAUACAAGGCAACAGCUCUGCUUGAUAAAAUUCUGAAGUUUCAGUUGUUUAGGCUUUAGAUUGUUAUUGCUAUAAUUUUAUUAUAACAAAGCUUUACUGAGGAGAAGUUAUGUAAGAUUUCCUUCUUAAAGAUUGACUGUAGGUGUAUUGUAUGGCAGAUGUCACUAAUUCAUUAAGGCAAAUUACAAUUCUGUCUUCAGUUUUCUCAUGCUACUUGGAAAAAGUGAAAAUUUUCUUUUGAGUAUGGAGAUUUUGCCAAACUUCAAAUUUCCCAGCUGUUGUUUUCUGUUGUAGUUGUUAAAAUCCAGCUUUUCCCCUAGUCCCUGCACAGUAUAUUGUGGUUUUAAACUGCUUCCCUUAUGUUCUCCUUUUUUGCUCGCAAGGUUUUUUGCAAAGAGUUUUUACCACUAAUUAGGCAAACCUGUAAUCUCAAUUCACAAUACUUAUGUUGUUUUUUCCCUAGACCAUUCAUCACUGUGUAAGAGAACUAAGAUGCAGUCCUAUCAAGAUGAAUCUGGUUGCAGCACAGGUAGAAUAAUAUUAUUCAUCACUGCUGUGUAUACCAAUACCUUGGUGUGCCAUAAAAAUGAUGUUCUACAGGAUUCUUGUGUGCAAAAAUCCAUGAGAGCUAGUAUUUUUUAAAGAGGACUCUGGCAUAAUUAGGAGAUGACUGUCUGAGGAUAUACUGUACAUUUUCAAAGGCAUUGUAAAAAGUUCAUAAUUUCUCAUGAAUUGAUUACAAAAUGAUUCAAUUAAAAAAUCUGAUGGGAGUGCAGUGUACAGUAUGAUCACUCACAGGGGCUUUUCCCACAUGGAGUUUAUUGCUCUCUGCAGGUAAAAGCUGGGACAAGAUCUAAGUUUUUGAUUUCAAGGCUUUGGAUUCGCACCUUAUUGUGUUAGAGUUCGUAGGUAUACCACUAUAGAAGCCACUGUGCAAGGGGGUGGGGUGGGGGGGGAGUUUGUUCUGGUCACUUCUUAAGUAUUCUUAAUUUACAUGUUGUGUGGAUUAAUCUUAGCACAGAAAACUUCUUUUACCUCUAGAUCAGAGGACUCCCUGUCGAGGAAGCUAUCAAACAGAUGACAUUUUCCCCCAAACGACCAGCAAUGUUUAUCAAAAAGGUAAGUUUGGCAGCCAUAUCCAUCCCUAAUACAAUAAAUAUUAAGUCAAAGUUUCACCACUGAAUUCAAGGUUCCACAUCUAUUAUUUUUUUACAGUAAUGUUGUAGAGAACUUGUAAUUGUUGCUAUACACAGGGUUUCCAAAUUUUAUUGAUGAGUGGAGUCAGUGUGACUUCUGCUUCACAAAUUUUGGAGUCAUUUUGGAAUAUUUGGAGUCAAGUAUCUUAACGAAAAAGGCCAUUUUCAGACUUUCCAGCACGUACACGAAGUAGCUGUGGCGGUCCGCUGACCUGGAAAGCUCAAUUCCAUGAUGGCGGUCAUCAAGUAAACUGUCAUCGUAGUUUACCCUCUUCCUGUUUUGCCGUGCAGUAUCAUUCUUUAAUUUUGACGAUUUAAUUAAGGUUUACAACGUUUACAAUUAACGUAAAUUGUAUUUGUUGAGAAAAAGGUAAGGACAAAACUAUGUUUGUUAUGGAAAAUUUCUGGAGUCAAAGUGACUCCUUCCAUAACCUCAGUGGAGUCAUCUGAACAAUUUUGGCAUAUUUGCGAACCCUGUAUACAAUUCUUCUCUGAUUUAGGCAAUUGAAGAUGCCCAGGCUAUAGCUCAAGAGAAACAUGGAAUAGAAGACAAGACGCAUUUGUGGAUUGGUAAGUAUGUUAUACCUGUGGUAGCUUCAGAGUGAGUAUGAAACAAGAUGACUUUACUAGUCUUUAGUGCUUUAAUGUUUAGCUUUUGCAACAGUUGUCUCUAGAAAACUACAUGUAUUACAGCAGUGGCAUAGGUCGGCUGCCAGCUUGCUAUUUAAAAAUUAUUAUUCCUCAAGCCUGAAUGGCCUCUGAGUCAAUAGCCCAUGGGGCCGAAGACCGAAUGGGCUAUUGACUCAGAGGCCACGAGGGCGAGAGGAAUAGUUGUUUUAGUAAAAUCCAACUAGUUGGUCAAAAAUAUUGAGACAAAACAACUUUAGCUAGUUAAAGCUAGACUAAUCCUUCUUUGCCGCCAAAAAGCCGGCACUUUUCGCUACAAGUGGGCUAUAAUAUAUAGCCUAGUAGUAGCUCAACCAAUCAGAAUGCAGCAUUGUUAAUAGACCACUAGUUGGAUUUUACUAAUUACUAUUAUGCACUAAUGCCAGAUUAAUUUUUGACAUUUGAGCUGUCCAUAUCUGUGUAUAGCCAGGGUGGUUGUAAAUGGACUUAUAUUUCCUUCAACUAUAACAAUUUCAUAAGCAAUUAUGUACUUCAUCAGAUGUAGCAAUAAUGAACAGAUAAAUAAGAAACUAGAUAGAAAAAAUAAGCCUUCAAUCUUUCACAAAGGACUCAGUCAUGGAUUAUCUGUAUUAGCCUGUGUAUCGCCAAAAAGGGAAGGCUGUUCAACACCAGGAUUCUUUGUGGGCAAAGGCUGUUUACAUGUUCAGGCAUUUAAAAACUGAGUAUGGCAGAAGUGUAAGUGUGAACGGGGAACAGCCCAGUUGUGAACAGGGUCCAGUUGAGUUCAGUUUCUCAGUCCAGUGUCGGGUCCAGUAAGAACCCUUGAAAAUGAUUGAUCUUGCUGUUGCUGUAGGUUAAAGGGCUGCCCCCGGUUGUUCAAAUGUUGGAUUAGGGAAACCAAUUGCGUUAUUCCUUGAAUAGAUUUUUAUCCGUUUGACAGCACUAUCCAACCUUUGAACAACCAGGGCUGUGAUCGCUAAGUUUUGCCUUCCGAAGAUGUCAGCCUUUAAGCAAUAGUUGUUUCCGACCCAGAUGAUAAUCUCUCCAGAAUUGUGUGCUCCCUGUGUACCAGCCAUAGCACGUUUUCUGAUUUAGUGUGUUUCCUGUCUUGUUUCAGCUCCAUUCAAUGGAGAAAUGGCCUGUGAACCAGACCGGAAACACUAAUUUUUUUAAGACUCUAAUGCAAAAGUCAGCGUAUUGUACGAUACAAAUGUAAUCUCAUUUCCCAGCUGUUUUGCAUUUAUUUCUUGUAGCGGAAUCAUUUGUCGGCAAAGGAAGAUACAUAAAGAAAAUCCGCAUGCACGGGAGGGGAAGAUUUGGUAUCCAGGAAAAGAAAUUCUGCCACUAUUUCCUUGUACUGAAGGAGGGUACUGGUAAAGAGAAAAACAUCAAGAGAAGAUUAAAACACAUGAAUGAACUGGAGGAGAUUCAACGACAUCCAAGACACAUUGUAAACUCUUUAGCUUGGUGGUGA